AUGAAAGAGAUAAAAGAUACCGACCCCCUGCGGACUAACCUGCAUGCGCCAAAGCUAAUGAUCCCGCCAACGGACUACGUGAAUCAGGGCGUCCUAGGGAGCCCGCAGGACGGCCUACGCACGCCCACCGGCACCCAAAUUCUAUCCAAUCCUUUACUCAACUUAAAUAACACCGGCAGAACUAACUUCACCAACAAACAGUUGACUGAACUCGAGAAAGAAUUCCACUUCAACAAAUACUUAACACGAGCUAGAAGAAUAGAAAUAGCUUCCGCUUUACAAUUGAAUGAAACCCAAGUGAAAAUUUGGUUCCAAAAUCGUAGGAUGAAGCAAAAAAAGAGAAUCAAGGAGGGUUUAAUUGUCGCACCAGAUGUCACUCCCUCGACCUCACACUCUAAUGUGGGCUCAAACGAAAAUAGUAGAGAGUCCAGC
Brenthis ino (lesser marbled fritillary) is the source of this 432-nucleotide messenger RNA. The record is from the annotation of a GenBank genome assembly. Lineage: Eukaryota; Metazoa; Arthropoda; Insecta; Lepidoptera; Nymphalidae.